CGUGCGGUUCGCUGUCACACAUUCACUUCAACGCUGCUCGUGUUUUAUUUCCUGCCUAACUCCCAGCCGGCGGGAUAAAAAGCUCUGCAGCUCUCACCCAACAUGGGUUAGAAAGAAAGCGACCUAUGGAUUACCCACUUUGUGCACUUCACCGAGGAUGAUGGGGGGACACCCGGACUUGUUUUCGCACAGAUAUCCUGACAAAGACGGGGACUGAGAGGGACUUAAGCUCGCCGCUUCCCUCUGCCUCGUUUUGCAGCUUUGUUUAUUUUUUUCCUCUUCUAUCAUUUUUUUAUUUUUAUCAUUUCCACGCGUGUGAGCGAGAUAGAGAAAUGUUUGCAGAAUUGCUGUGCAGCGCCGUGGCUCUGGUCCUGUAUGUCAACACUCUGGGCGCCGAUUUCUGCUACGAUGACAGCCGUGCAAUCAAGACCAAUCAGGAUCUGCUUCCAGAGACCCCCUGGACAAAUAUCUUCUACGAUGACUUCUGGGGCACUUUACUCACCCACAGUGGCAGCCAUAAGUCUUACCGGCCCCUCUGCACCCUCUCCUUCCGCCUCAACCAUGCUGCAGGUGGGCUGGAGCCCUGGGGCUACCACCUGGUUAACGUGGCCCUCCACGGGGCCGUGACGGGGCUGUUCACCUCCCUGGCUCGGCUGCUGCUCGGAGGCGGCCUGUGGAGCCUGCUGGCCGGCCUGCUCUUCGCCUCGCAUCCCAUACACACCGAGGCGGUGGCGGGCGUCGUGGGCCGGGCGGAUGAAGGUGCUGCCCUCUUCUUCCUGCUGUCCCUGCUCUGCUACAUGCGCCACUGCCACCUGCGGGGCCACGCUGGGCCAGGGCGGCUCGUAGCCUGGUUCGUAGGCAGCCUGGGCUGCGCUGGGUGCAGCAUGCUGUGGAAGGAGCUUGGAGUGACCGUUCUGGCCGUGUCGGCUCUGUAUGACGUCUGCGUGUUCCACAAGCUCAAACUGCGGCAGGUCAUCAUGCUCCUGUACAAGAGAAAGAACGUCCACCUGCUGCUGAAUGUGUUCUUGCUGGCAGUGUGGGGAGCCGUCCUGUUGGCCUGCCGCUUCUACUGGAUGGGUAACAAACCUCCGAACUUCUCCAACUCCGACAACCCAGCAGCAGACUCACCCUCGCUCCUCACCCGGACACUUACCUUUUCCUACCUGCCUGCCGCCAACUUUUGGCUUCUCCUUUGCCCGGACAUGCUCAGCUUUGAUUGGUCAAUGGACGCCUUACCUUUGAUUAGGAACCUUGCUGAUAGGAGGAAUUUAUACACAGCAGCCUUCUACGUUGGAUUGCUCUUCUUGGCUUGGUUCAGCCUGUGGACGCACCAGACAGCUAAGGUUAAGGAGACAAAUGGCAAAGUGCAUCCUUACACCAAUGGCAGAAAUGGGAACAGUAAUGGACACAGUUAUCAAUUUCACAAUCAUGAACAUACAAACAAUUCCCACUCAGACUUUCACAUUAAUAAUAGUAUCCAGAAUGGUACCAAAAAGCACUAUGAGAGCAGGACUCCAUUGCCCACCUCGGAAAAUGUUGUGGUGUUCUCUCUAGGCCUGUUGGCCAUCCCUUUCCUCCCUGCAACAAACUUGUUUUUCUACGUCGGGUUUGUGAUAGCAGAGAGAGUACUGUACAUCCCCAGCAUGGGCUUUUGCUUGCUGGUGGCAGUGGGGAUGAGGUCUCUGUAUGUGCGUCUGCGACGCAAGUCCUUCAGGGCGAUGUUGGUGUACUGCAGCGCUACCGUCGUCCUUCUUUUCAGUGUCAAAACUGUUUUGAGGAACAGGGACUGGCAGAAUGAGGAGAUGCUUUACAAGUCAGGGAUUUAUGUCAAUCCUGCUAAAGCAUGGGGCAACCUUGGAAAUGUCCUGAAGAGCCAGGGCGAGAUGGAGGAGGCUGAGCAGGCGUACAGAAAUGCCCUCUAUUACCGCAGCAACAUGGCCGACAUGCUGUAUAACCUCGGUUUGCUGCUACAGGAGAGCAACAAGUUCUCAGAGGCGCUCCACUACUAUAAGCUGGCCAUUGGAAGCCGGCCAACUCUGGCUUCGGCCUACUUGAACACAGGCAUCAUCCUGAUGAAUCAGGGUCGCCUGGAUGAGUCCAAGCGCACCUUCUUGACCUGCGCGGACAUCCCAGAUGAGAACCUGAAGGACCCGCACGCCCACAAGAGCUCAGUUACCAGCUGCCUAUACAACAUGGGCAAGCUGCUACAUGAGCAGGGACAUCAGGAGGAGGCCCUCACAGUGUUUAAGGAAGCAAUACAGAAAAUGCCAAGACAAUUUGCACCACAGAGCCUCUACAACAUGAUGGGAGAGGCCUACAUCAGACUCAACAAGCUGACCGAUGCUGAACACUGGUACAGGGAGUCCCUGCGAGCCAAGCCAGACCACAUUCCUGCACACCUCACCUACGGAAAACUCCUGGCUAUGACGGGCCUGAAAACAGAAGCGGAGAGGUACUUCCUGAAGGCCAUCCAGCUCGAUCCCACAAAAGGAAACUGCUACAUGCAUUAUGGUCAGUUUUUGUUGGAGGAGUCUCGGCUCCUGGAAGCAGCAGAGAUGGCAGAGAAAGCCGCACGCCUGGACAGCGGGGAGUUUGAUGUGGUCUUCAGCGCGGCCCAUAUGCUCAGACAAGCCAGCCUAAACGAGGCAGCCGAGAAGUAUUACGGACAAGCAGCAAGCCUGAGACCCAACUAUCCUGCUGCCUUGAUGAACCUGGGGGCGAUCCUCCACCUUAAUGGAAAGCUGCAAGAAGCUGAAGCCAAUUACCUCCGAGCACUUGAACUUAAACCGGAUGACACCAUCACCCAGUCCAACUUACGUAAGCUGUGGAACAUAAUGGAGAAACAGGGCCUGAGGACCAUGAGCCCCUGAGCUCCCCCUGCCAGCCCACCUGCCAUGUGUACGCCAGACCUGAGGGAAAGGACAGCCUACAUGAUCCUUAUUCGCUCUUUUCAUCCAGGAAAGACACAAUAGACUCAGGGAGGAAGUUGGCUGAGAGAGGCCAUGAAUAUGGCGCCCAGCCCUCCUAAUAACUCCUGAGCUCUGCAUACUCCUCAGGCCAGCAGCUUUCCUCAAAAAGCAAUGCUCACAGUUUGGCUGGCAAUACAUGCUAUUUGAACUCUAGAAAUGUCUUAAAUUGAGUUAUUUCACAGGAACCAUGUGCGUGUUUGUUUGUUUGUUUUUUCUUAUACUUUAUAACUAGAGCACUUGAAAUUGAAGUUAAAGUAGGUACAUCCUUCAAUAUUUGUGAUGAAUUCGGGGUCUUUUUAAUAACCAGUUGCAGUUCAAAUAGGUGGAAAUAUUGUCUCCAAGCUGUGUGAGAUAACAUAACUGUCUCAGCACACUGCAUUUUCCAUCUUGAUUUAAAUAAAGAAUUUGAUAGCAUUCAAAUCAGCAAAUAACGUUUAAAAGUCACAAAGAAACAAAAUGUCCCUUUCAAUUGAUUAUUUUUAAAUUUUGAAUAUAUUUUAUUAGCAUGAUCACUCCAAACCAUUUGUUGCAGAUUAUUAUUAUUUGGUGAAAACUUGAAAAGGGGAUUUUUAUUUCUUAGCCAUUGCAGCACAACAAUAGCCUUUAAAAACCUCAGAAAGGCUGGACUUAGUCAAAUAUAGUACAGUAUGUUUGGCAGGAAAACUCAAAAGCAAAGGAAUUGGGACUCCUUUCAAAUUGGUAUACCUUAAUAAAUACUAAAAGGUGUGAAUCUCCUCUAGCCAUGUAAAGUAGCAUUUCUUGGCAUGUUUAUUCUACUGCUUCUUCUUCUGUGCUGGCAAGGGAGCCAAGUUAGUAUGGUAACUUGUUGGAUGGCAGCAGUAAGAAGCUAGGAAUGGAAAUAACAAAGAGGCAGUUGUUUGAGGUACAUUUGUUCCCACAUUUGUUGGAAACGUUUUCCAGUGUGCAGAGCUGAAGCUAAAUUAAAGUUAUUCUAACCAAAUACAAAAGCUAUGCCGAUGCACACCUUCAUCGAGAGAUUCAUCAUAGAACAAUGCACAGACUUUUCAUGUCUGACGAAGUGUUUUACCGCCUACGUUUUUGUUGGAAUAAAACUAAUUUCAUUGUGUUUGUAUAAAUGAAUUCUAAUAUAUUCCUGCAUUGUGUACAGUAUACAGAAAAUCCUGCAGCAAAAAAAGUAGCCCAACAUAAAGUGGAAGCUCAGAAUCUGAGCAAGAUUGGUUGGUUACAUGAAGUAUUUCCCAUAUUGUCAAAACUCAGUCUUAAGGUCUCAUUUGUAUAUAUUCUGUGUGAUUAACAUCUAUUUGUUUGUUUGUUUAUCAGCAUACAUUAAGUGAAACAGUACCUUGUGGAAAGUAAGACUUUGUAGAGUAUUUGUGAUCAUUUGUUUGUUAUCGGCCACACACCUCAAGAAAUAUCUGUGUCCUUUGUUUAUACAUAGUAACUUAUUGCUUUGUGUUACCUUAGCAACAGAACCAGCUGGCACUGUGUUUUUUACAUGUAAAAGGAAGAUAGCAGAUAUGAUGUUUGUGAUUAUUGAUUGGAUAAAUUUACAGUUGAGUGACUCAUUAUUGAUACAAAUAACACCUAUUAUGGAAGAUUUACAUGUUACAUAUAUGUCACUUACAGUCACAAUGGCGUCAACACUGCUCUGUGUUUGACUGUGAUGGUCACUAAUGAUAUGUAUAUGAAGAUAAUAAUAAUUCACACUCAUUCCUGCCCCCACAUCUCACAUAUCCUUUAGUCAAAGAGCUCGCUCAGUCCUUCUGUGUGUAUAAAGUCUUUAUGAACAGCUGCUGGAGUGAAGAUGUAAAGAAAAAAAAAAGUGUUUCACUCUGUGUCUCUGCUCAGGGAUCUCAAGCGGUGAGUUAUUGCAGAAACUUGUUCACAGAACGUUUACUAAAUUAAAGAUUUAUUUUUGAAAGAUGUCGUAUUUGUAUAAAUUAUGGAGAUUUGUAGCCUUUUCCUCCUUUUUGUAAUAUAAAGAUGAACAAUGUGCCAGAAUAGACUUUCCUUCACAAUGUUGCUUUUUUUCCACAAUAAAUUUAUGAUGUUCUGCUUUUG
Molecule: messenger RNA, 5012 nt
Organism: Eleginops maclovinus (Patagonian blennie)
Lineage: Eukaryota; Metazoa; Chordata; Actinopteri; Perciformes; Eleginopidae
Gene: tmtc2b
Product: transmembrane O-mannosyltransferase targeting cadherins 2b
Exons: 12
Coding region: 333-2870 (845 amino acids)
Biological process (GO): protein O-linked glycosylation via mannose
Cellular component (GO): endoplasmic reticulum membrane
Molecular function (GO): mannosyltransferase activity; protein binding
Source: RefSeq, a predicted model, not a curated record